Messenger RNA from Paramecium sonneborni, 497 nucleotides. NCBI's taxonomy places the organism in Eukaryota, Ciliophora, Oligohymenophorea, Peniculida, Parameciidae. The record is from the annotation of a GenBank genome assembly.
AGUUAAAUCAAAUAAACUAUGGGUUACAUCUGGAUUUUAUUGUUACAAAAUGAAAGUUGAUGAAUAUCAAUAAUUGUUGGAUAGAGGAUGGAGAAGAUGUGGAGUCUAUUAACUACAAGCCUUCUCUUGCUUAAAGUUGUUGCUAAGCUUAUGCACUUAGAGUUGUAGCAUCUGAAUUUUAAUAAAGAUUAACUCAUGAAAAGGUUUUGAAACGAAUUAAGAAAAUUAAGCCAGUUCUUUCUGAUUCAAGAAAUAUUCCAUUAUAAUAAUAAUAGGCAGAAAAAGCACAAAUGAUGCAUUUACAGAUUUUAUCAAGUAGUAAAUUUAAACUGAUUUGGAUUUAAGUGAACUAAGGAUCCUACCAAAAGUUGGUUAACAUUAUGCAUUUAAAAGUAUAUUAUAUAAGGAAGAAGAGCAUAUCAAAUAUUUUAAAAAUGUUUCGAAAAUAGUUUGUUUAAAAUCAAAUAAUAAUAGAUGAAUUCAAUUUUUACUUUUGA